This is a messenger RNA of Carcharodon carcharias (great white shark), 2065 nucleotides long. It is a transcript of the gene prpf18, whose product is annotated as PRP18 pre-mRNA processing factor 18 homolog (yeast). Gene Ontology annotation, biological process: RNA splicing; generation of catalytic spliceosome for second transesterification step. The record is from RefSeq and is a predicted model, not a curated record. Bases 54 to 1094 code for a protein of 346 amino acids. The transcript is spliced from 10 exons. Gene Ontology annotation, cellular component: U4/U6 x U5 tri-snRNP complex; U5 snRNP; U2-type post-spliceosomal complex. Lineage: Eukaryota; Metazoa; Chordata; Chondrichthyes; Lamniformes; Lamnidae.
CUGGUUUCCGGCCGGGGCCGUGCCCUCUGACCCGGACGUGACGUGUGCUUGUUAUGGCAGCGGUUGGAAUGGAGCAGCUGAAGGCCGAGAUCGCCAGAAAGCGGAAACUCCUGGAGGAGAGGGUGCUGCCGGGGGAAUCAAAAAAGUUCUUCAAACGUAGUGACCUUGCCAAGAAAGAAGAAGAGGCAUAUUUAGAAAGAUGUGGUUACAAGGUGCAACCAAAAACAAAUGAAGAAGAUGCUUCUUCUUCAAACCCAGUGCUUGAACUCGAACUUGCAGAAGAGAAAUUACCUAUGACCCUUUCCAGGCAAGAGGUUAUCCGAAGGCUACGUGAAAGAGGAGAACCAAUUCGAUUGUUUGCUGAAACAGACUAUGAAGCCUUUCAACGUCUUCGAAAAAUAGAAAUCUUAACUCCUGAAAUUAAUAAGGGUUUGAGAAAUGACUUGAAAGCUGCUAUGGAUAAGAUAGACCAGCAGUAUUUAAAUGAGAUUGUCGCCGGUCAGGAGCAAGGUGAAGAGGAGGGACAGAAUGACUUGAAAGUUCAUGAAGAAAACACAACAAUUGAGGAAUUGGAGGCCUUGGGCGAGUCCUUGGGACAGGGUGAUGACUAUAAAGAUAUGGAUACAAUAACCAAAGUUCUAAGGUUUCUUCUUGAUGUUUGGGCAAAAGACCUGAAUGCCAGGGAGGAUUAUUUAAAGUGCAGUGUACAGGGUAAACUUGCUGGAGCCACCCACAAGCAGACUGAAUCCUACUUAAAACCCCUCUUCAGGAAACUUCGGAAAAAGACCUUGUCUCAGGACAUCAAAGAGUCCAUAACUGAUAUUAUCAAAUUCAUGUUACAAAGAGAAUAUGUUAAGGCAAAUGACGCUUACCUUCAGAUGGCCAUUGGCAAUGCUCCAUGGCCUAUUGGAGUGACCAUGGUUGGUAUCCAUGCACGUACAGGUCGUGAAAAGAUCUUUUCUAAACAUGUGGCACAUGUUUUGAACGAUGAAACACAACGAAAAUACAUUCAGGGGUUGAAGAGGUUGAUGACCAUCUGCCAAAAGCAUUUUUCAACAGACCCGUCAAAGUGUGUUGAGUACAAUGCACUCUAACCAGCUAGCUUUUGAAUGGAACAUUUUCUAUAUUAUUCCUGGACAGGACUGUAAGAAUCAGACCUAUCGGGAACUGUAAAGAAGAAUAUGUGUGUCUGUGCAAGUAUUUUACACAUCAAUGAGAUUUUCUUCUUCAGAAAAGCACCAAGCACUAAAGCUGCAUGACCCCCACAGUUGUGUUUGUUUAGUAUUAAAUAACUUAUAAGCAUCUGCAUCCAAUUGCCUUUAAUUACUCUUCUGGUAAUUCAAACCCAUUUUUUGAGAAUUAAGUCUUGCGAACAGAACUAUGCUGACACAGUCUUUUGGAAAAUACUUUGAAUUCAGGAUUAUAUUUACAUAACACUUUUUUAGAAAAAGAUAUAUAGUUAUUAAAUAUUUUCCAUCGUUGCUCUGUUGGUUUUGACUGAAUCACCUGUAAAUUAUUGAAAUCCGAGUUGUGAGCUAAAUGUUGUUUCAGCUAUUUCUCAUUCUAAUGCUUUCAGGCCAUGAAUCCCUGGAAAUUGCAUCAUGUGUUUUGCCCAGAUACUUGUCAUUCUCAUGUGACCAGCAAACGGUUACAUUUUCUUUGGCAGUUGAAGCCACUAACGACCUGCAGUUGCUGUGCAUCAGUGUUGUCUGCUAGUCCAUGUUACAAUGAAAUAGAUUUUGAUGCAGACUGUCCACUUUAAGUGUAAAUUAGCAUUUUUAGAAAUGCUUAAAAGUUGCUGGUGUUCCAAAUUAUCCUGAAUGUCUAUCUUGGAUGCUAUAAUGUAAAUCUUUUUGUUCUUUCCAUUUACAAAACUUUUCUUCUCCUUAUGUUGCUGAACUAUUUUGUUGGCAGUUCCAGAGCAGUUUUGGUUUUGUAAAAAUACUGGCCUGCAUCUGAAUGAAAACUGGUGCUGUAAAUAUUCUCCAAAGUAUCUGCUUCUGAUGUCUCAUGUGAGCACUGUAUAUAGCUCAAAUUUUUUGACUUGUGAUAAAGGCUCUUGUUA